CGCUCGUGUCGCGGACCGCGAAUUGGCGCCGCUAUUUUCGAUCUAGAUCUUUCCGGACUAGCGCGGAUAUCCUUGAUACUGUAUAUAUUACGGGUUGGUAUUACCAAUUUUACAAUUCAUUGUUACGUGUAUUACAGCUGUCAACACAUUACACGCACCCAUCGUCGGUCGCAAUAAGUAUCGUUGAUGUGGUUGGAUGAUCAUCCCUUGUGACUCGCUCAACACUACGUCUCCAGUUCCGAAGCCUCCUUUCCUCGUUCUGUCAUCCUCAAAUACACUUGAUUCUCCUUGCAAAAGAAGCCCCCCUCUAUCCAGACUCCUUCACGUCCGUACACUCCUUUGAAAGUCGAGGUCGUGUCUACACAUUAUUAUUCAAACAUCUUGUGUCGCGGUGAUUCGGUACAAUUUCGCAGCUGAUUAAGAUUUAUCUCCGGCUGUUAAGGCUGUUCGACAUCCCGUUGUACACCUCGGCGAAAAUUCGUCACUUGCAAUUCAUCAUGACACCUGCCGCCAAACCAGUCCUUCAUCCUUUACAAACUCCAAGGAGCUGCACAUUCCCAUCAGAAAUACGAAGUGGCUCAUUGUCUGCCAUUAGCAACAUUAAACAAGAAGAUGCGGCUUCAACGCCAAUCACACCUCCACUCGCUUACACUGAAUUCUUGAAGGCUCUCACGCCGGUGUUUACAAGUCCAGUGAGCCCGGGGGUCAGCUUCAAAUAUCCUUCAGACAAAUAUACUUCUACAGGAUCAAUAUCACAACCCACCACAGCAACAACCUCUUCAUUCUCAAGUUCUGACCUCAAAUCGGCUACGCCCAAGUCUGCUGCAAUCGCUAAAUCACCAAUUGCUAAGUCACCCGUUGUCCCACUUUCAGCUAAAUCCGCAAAUGGCAAAAGGCGCAUGAGACUGCCACCAGUUAAGACUUCAUUCAAAUCACCCACGACAAAUUCUCCAAAGAGUGCAACUACACUGCGAUCACCCUUUUCACCAGCAGAUUGGAAACUUCGCUAUAUUGAGACACCUCGUAGCGCCUGCGGAAAGCCAGUCAGUGUGAAACAGGUUGUUACCCGCACAGUUACUUAUAAGAGAACACCACUGGAUCCACCUCCCAAAGGAAAACGACGAAAAACUACCGAAGCCUAAAGUUUCGAAAUGCCGUUGUUAUGCAGAUGAAGUUUGCAAAAGUGACCUAAUACUUGCAUCUAGGCUAUGGCCCAACCAACCCCGACAUCAUCUCGAUUUCCCACUUAUUCAAUAAUAUCUACACUGACAUCCCUCACAUGGUGCCCUGGAGGUUUCAUGCGUCUCUUCAAUUCUGGCGUCUCUUUUAUCUCCGGCGCUUUAUUGUGAUUCUGCAUCUGUUACGAAUUAUGAUGGUUUCCUUUCUCCUUCUGUUCAAGGCGUGAGAGGGGGAGUUGGCGGAUUUUCUGUCGGAUGAUAGCUUUCGCUGGUAUUUACUGUGGUCGGACUGGGUUUGCUUUCCACAUUACAAACAAUGGUUAAUAUUACAGUGUCCAUCUGCACACUGGUAUUACCUUUGUACGAGCAUCUUUUUUUCUUCGCCCUCUCCCUUUUCGAUUCUGUACCCUUUUCGUUAGGAGCGAAAUUCUUGAAUUGUCAUGGCGAAAAAAAACGGAAUUACGGAAACUGGUAGAGGAACAACUGAUGCAUAUACUUUACAUCUAUUGUUACCAGGCGUUAUGCUCCUUUAGAAAUUUUUAUUAUGUCUCUGUGUGUUGGUUUAUGCGACUCAUGUAUGUAACUUAUAUUCUAAUAAUGGAGCAAAUCAGCUCAUGACGCAUAUC
This is a messenger RNA of Talaromyces stipitatus ATCC 10500, 1804 nucleotides long. RefSeq lists its product as uncharacterized. The transcript has 2 exons. Lineage: Eukaryota; Fungi; Ascomycota; Eurotiomycetes; Eurotiales; Trichocomaceae. The record is from RefSeq and is a predicted model, not a curated record. Bases 498 to 1142 code for a protein of 214 amino acids.